UGGCAGAGGCAGUUUGUGAUCCUAGCGGUAGGAAUUGGAAAACGCAAUAUCCUGGCAGGAACUUGAAGCAAGAAAGUAAAGGGAGUAAUAAAGAAAUGUAUGCAAGUGCUCUGUGUUGCUGCGGUGGUUUGCAGGCAGGCUGGCUUUGUACAGUCACUGACACUCGUUUCUUGGGCCGUCCAGCAAGUCAGGGAUACAGGCAGAGUGCUAAGCAGUGGUGAGGAACGAGAGGGCAGUUUGGAAAGUCUGACUCCUUGCACAUGUUAUGGCUUGAAAAUGUUUGCAGGGGGCGGUUGAGAGGAGUUUGUGCGGAGUGCGGAAGUGGGAGAAUCUGGGGCUGGCUAGAAUUCAUCCAAGGUGCCUGUAGGACACACACAGCACACUCUGCCACCGCUAACACCAGUCACUUUACAAUUGCAAACGUCCGAAGCCUCCUAGCCCCGAAUGGUGCCCUUCCUCGCCGUGUUUCCGUUUGCAGUCGUGAACAAGAGGGAGAAUCCAUUCUGCUGACGACGAGUUGUGGAACUGCUGCUGAGAGCGAUGGAAGUUCACAGAGCUGGCUCUGGAACUGUGCCCCUUCCCCCUGGUAAGAGGUCCAAAGCCAAGGCCCCAGCGCCACCCACACUCUCCAAACAUGGUGUCAGCUCGUCAGUAGCCAAGAACCAAGAAGGUGAACGUCUCACCAUGGAGCAGAAGGACCCUGCCCUCAAUGCCCAUGUUGAGUUGAACGUUGUCCUCCCCGGAGGCUCGGAGCAUUCCACCAGUGUUGAUGGAAGCAAACCCAUGAUGGAUUUGUUGGUUUUUCUCUGUGGCAAGUAUCGUUUGAAUCCGUCGAGCCAUACACUCGAUCUGGUAGGAGGAGGGAAAAACCAAAUCCGCUUCAAACCCAACACCCUGAUUGGGACCUUGGAAGUAGAGAAAGUUAUUCUAAAGGAGAAAAAUGUGGAUGAGAAAAAGAAGCCCCCAUCAGUGGUGCCUGAGCAAACAGUGCGUGUGGUGGUAAACUACAAGAAAACGCAGAAAACCAUUGUCCGCGUUAGUCCCCUCGUUCCUCUUCAAGAACUGAUUCCAGUGAUCAGCAAUAAGUGUGAAUUUGAUCCAGGCAGCACAAUUCUUGUCAAAGACUUUGAAUAUCUGGAACCAUUUGAUUUGACAAAGUCUCUUAACGAGCUGGGUUUGCGAGAGGUGUGUGCGGUGGAUACCAGUGCAGGAUUUUUCCAGCAUGAUAUUCCAGGUGAAUCCAUCCAACAAGACCAGGCGCAUGCUUCAGGGAAUUUAAAUCUGGAUAAGGAAAACAAAGGAUUCUUCAACAUUUUUCGACUGAGUAAGAAAAAACGGGAAAAACCAACAAGUGCCCCAGCGACGCCAUUAAUCAGCCCCCAGAGACCGCUGGGCAUGAGCAGCUCCAGUGCCUACUGUCCAACGUAUGAAUCUAACACCUUGCCCUCGGACCUGCCGAAGAAACGUCAGGCUCCCGCGCCACCCCCGCACAUUCCGCAGAGUCCGCAGAAGGAAGCGAGUCAGCAAGCAGCAGUGCGGCCCGUCUCCUGUGUCUUCUCCGAUGUCGCUCCGAAUGAGUCUGCACAGAGCGGGGCGGGACCAGGCAGACCCAGGGCAGGGUCUCUGCCGCACGAUGACGCUGCCUCUUCCAUGAAGAAGAAACGAAAGGCACCUCUUCCUCCCGGUAAAGCUGCAGACGUCCAGAGGGCUCCUGACCAGGCCAAAGAUUCUGAUCUGGGAUCCUGUCCAACGCCUGACACUGAAGAUAAGGCUUUUGCUGCUAAAAUGUCAUCCAGCGAUCAAGCUGGCAUUGGAUCUGAAAAUAACCUUGAGGAGAUUGUGGAAAUGGAAGAGUCGAGGGCUCCAGACGUUGGUGCAGGAGAUGGCCGUGUUCAGAAGGAGGAGACAACAAACCCUCAUCGAACCGAAGGUCAACCAUCAAAACGUGCACGGAUAUCAGCAUCUGACCACGUGAAUCUUCCUGAUGUAUCUACAAUAGCCAAUAUAGACACUGAGAUUAAAUUGGACAGCAGUGGAGGUGGAGCUGAACAGAACUCCAGUCAAGUCGCUGUGGAGCAUGAGGAUAAAGACCUUUCACCGGGUAACAGUUCUGUCGAUGAGCAACCAAUUGCAGAAAAUGUAAGUGAGGAAGUACAUCCGAGAAGUUCUGAAGAAACAUCAGGGUUGAUUCCAUCGGGUAAUGGCGGAACAGGAGACGCAGCAACAAGUCUUCUGCCGAAAGAUUCUACGGAAAGAUUUGAAGGUUUUCAGUCGACCAAUGUAGCCUUCCAAGACCAGCAAGUGAGGUCUGAGACAACGGAGGUAAAUGAGGUGAAAGUUGCAGAGGUUAGAUCCGAAGAAGUUAACAAAACACUGGACUUCCAGCCUGCUCAUGGUACCAAGACUGUAAAUGAUACUGUUAACCCGUCACGUGGGCAAAGUGUGAAAAACGUUGCUGAAAACACGGGUGACUCAGGAAGCAAUAAUUUCAGAGUGCCUCGGUCUUCUCAGCAGCACAACCGUGUGUCUGUCUCAACCGCCACGUCAACAGAGCCAACCGCACACAACCUCUCUGACAAGGAAAAUUUGCACGUUGCUAAUGAGCGAGUUACCGAGCCUUCAACGUUACCUCGCUCUGAGGCGCAGUUGACUGAUGAUACAGUUGUAAUGCCAAAAAGUCCAACAAAGACUCCAAUGAUCUACAGGUCUGAAUCUGAGCCCAAACCCAAGCCAUCUAAUGAAAUUACAAGAGACUAUAUACCCAAGAUUGGAAUGACCACCUAUAAAAUUGUCCCUCCAAAAUCAUUGGAAAAGAGUUCAUUCGGACCCAUGCCAGAAGUUCAAAGAGUGGAUCAACAAACUCCUGCCCACGAUAAUGUCCCAGAGUCUAAUAUUACAAAACAGUCGUCAAACCACUCUAGACCGCUGGCGCCUCUUGCACAGGAGGUGACGGACAUUCGACAAGAAGCUCAGGGUAACGUGUUGAGAACCGUCCCCAUCGACUCUGCAACCCCUUCCCCUGGCACUGAAUCAACGGUUUCUAAGUCGGUUGUUGACAAUGAGUCUGAACCUCUCAGGGAAACAGUUACCAAAAGAUCACAGAGUACUUCAGAGAAGAAAAUGAGGCCUGGAUCUGUCUUCCUCCAGCUCCAUAAGAGAACCACGGGUCAGUACGUUACAUCUGCGCUCGCCAGAAGUUCCAGUUUACCUUCUCAGUCCAGCUUGGAUGGAGCACAGGAAGAAAAUGGAGUGUCCUUUCAGGAUUUUAGCCCGACAAAAACCAUCGAUGGGGAGAUCAUAAUCCCUCCACCACCAGAAUUCGCUGGUGCAGCUGAAGAGAAGGUCCAAAGAGAGUUGUCCAAAGCUGGUGGGACUUCAGCAUCCCGACCUCCCCAGCCUCCCAAAGUAGCAAAGAAGCCAUCCAUACGACUCAACCCAGCAACUCUUCGAACUACUGCUGCUUCCAAAACGUACACUCCUACCUCCCCGUCGCCCUUUGCCCUAGCCGUGUCCUCGGCGGUCAGGAAAACUCAAACAAAUGCACCGUGUUCGAUUAAACCGAAGCACCUUGAAGCCAACUCGUCAAGCCAGUCUUCUCCCACAGACUUUGGAAACAAAGAAUUGCAUCAAGCUUCUACAGUUCAUCAGGAGUCCAACAACAGCAACAUACCAAAGCAGGUAAGCGUUGCUGAAAAGGACAUAAAAGGGGAUUGGCACCGCGCAGUGCCAGCAACGCUUCCAAAACCAUUCCGUCCACAGGUGCCAUCUCCAUCGGGAAUCCCAAAGCCUCCUUUACCUUCUCCGAUCAGCAACCCGGGAGAGAUUCAUCAAGCAGUACUGGAUGCGAUUCUCUCGGGAGAUGGGGCUGCUAAACUUCGAAAAGCGCAAACAUUCACCACCAUCUAAUGCACUAACCCUUUACUAAAUUUGACUUGGCAUUUCGAUACAUAUCCAAAUUCAACUUUGAAAUUUGACGAGUGUUCGUUAAGCUCACAGGUCACCAGUAUCUUCUCUCUUGCACUACAAAAGGCAUUUCACUGGAUUAGGUGAGGUUGUGUCUCGGUAUUGAAUGGAUGUGGUGCAUCAAGUAAUUAUGAGGACACAAAUAUUGUACGCCCUGUGUGAAAGUUGUACGCACUUAAAACUCUCGUUCACACUUUCAGAUGAGAAUUUACACUUCUACGCAAAAUCUUUAUGCUGUGCAUGCACAGCUGCAGUAAUCGUGAAUGCGUUAUUGUAACAAGGAUGAUAAUGUUUUAAAUUCAAUUGAAGAUAUAACUGCCAUGUUUUUUAAAUCAGAAUUAUCUUCAAGCUUAGCUAGUUUAGAAUGUGAUUUCCAACUUUUUCUCAUAUGUACUGUAAAAUAAAAGCCAUGAAAUAUUUUGAUUUCUCUGAUGAACAUUCAGCAAUGUUGCGUUUGCACAAUGUAUAUUUUCAGGCCAGCCUUGGUUCCCAAAACUGUUGCCUCUAAAUUGGAAGCCAAUUAAUUUUUUCUGUCUCUGUCUCUGUCGAGGAAAAGCAUUGAUGUGUUUCACUGGAAUCUCAAAGCCAAAUCAAGAAAUGUGUUA
Molecule: messenger RNA, 4568 nt
Organism: Leucoraja erinaceus (little skate)
Lineage: Eukaryota; Metazoa; Chordata; Chondrichthyes; Rajiformes; Rajidae
Product: cordon-bleu protein-like 1
Exons: 13
Coding region: 541-3906 (1121 amino acids)
Molecular function (GO): actin monomer binding
Source: RefSeq, a predicted model, not a curated record